Molecule: messenger RNA, 2467 nt
Organism: Tachysurus fulvidraco (yellow catfish)
Lineage: Eukaryota; Metazoa; Chordata; Actinopteri; Siluriformes; Bagridae
Product: cytochrome P450 4V2
Exons: 11
Coding region: 62-1591 (509 amino acids)
Molecular function (GO): heme binding; oxidoreductase activity, acting on paired donors, with incorporation or reduction of molecular oxygen; monooxygenase activity
Source: RefSeq, a predicted model, not a curated record
UGAACACAUUAAGAGCGCGUGCAGUACCUGUGCAUCUGUGCAGCUCGUCCGCUUUGUAAACAUGGCACGUGCGUUCGGUUUGGUGACCGUCGGCGCGUGUGUCCUGGCGCUCGCGGUGGCCUGGAUCUCCUACCGGCUUAUACGGAACUUCCUGCGAAUGUGGAACGUUCUGAAGCCCGUGCCGAGCAUCGGCGUGGCCUACCCUCUCCUGGGGCACGCGCUGCAGCUCAAGUCCGGAGCCGGAGAGUUUUUUUGUCAGAUGGUCGGAUUCGCGGACGAGUUUCGGAACGCGCCGCUACUGAAGGCGUGGCUUGGACCCCUGCCCUUUUUGUUCCUGUACCAUGCAGAGACCGUGGAGCGGGUUCUGAAUAACUCUGUGCACAUGGAUAAAGCUUAUUCUUAUACCUUUUUGCACCCCUGGCUCGGAACUGGGCUGCUGACCAGUACAGGGACUAAAUGGCGGAGCAGGAGAAAGCUCCUCACUCCCACCUUCCACUUCUCCAUCUUGACUGAUUUCCUGGAGGUGAUGAACGAGCAGGCUGUGGUCCUUGUGGACAAACUGGACAAGCAUGCAGGGAAAGAGCCAUUCAACUGCUUCAGCCACAUCACACUAUGUGCUCUGGACAUCAUCUGUGAAACAGCCAUGGGGAAAAAGAUCUAUGCCCAGAGCAACCAGGACUCAGAAUAUGUGCGGAGUGUCUACCGGAUGAGUGACCUUAUCAGUAAGCGCCAGCGGAUGCCAUGGUACUGGCCGGACGUUGCUUUCCAUUACUUCGGUGAUGGCAAAGAGCACGACCGCUGUCUGAAGAUCCUGCACUCCUUCACUGAGAGUGUUAUUCGUGAGAGAGAGAGGUAUGCAGUCCACCACAUGGAGUCCGACAGAGGAACUGAUCAGGGAAAGAAGAAGAGGCAGGCCUUCCUGGAUAUGCUUCUGAAGACGACGGACGAAGACGGGAACAAGUUGACACACCGAGACAUCCAGGAGGAAGUGGACACGUUCAUGUUCGAGGGACAUGACACUACAGCAGCUGGUAUGAACUGGGCUGUUCACCUGCUGGGGGCUCAUCCUGAUAUACAGAGGAGAGUUCAGCAGGAGCUGUAUGAAGUGUUUGGUGACUCUGACCGGCCUAUCAGCAGUGAGGACUUGAAGAAGCUGCGUUACCUGGAGUGUGUGAUUAAAGAGGCGUUGCGCAUCUUCCCCUCCGUGCCCUUCUUCGCUCGUACCAUCUGCGAAGACACGCAAAUCAAUGGCUACAAGGUGCCUAAGGGUGUAAAUGUAAUUGUAAUGACAUACGCACUGCACCGUGACCCACGAUUCUUCCCUGAGCCUGAGGAGUUUCGUCCUGAGCGCUUCCUGCCUGAGAACAUGGCAGGACAAACCCCUUACUGCUACAUCCCCUUCUCUGCGGGCCUGCGCAACUGCAUCGGUCAGCGUUUUGCUCUGAUGGAGGAGAAGGUGAUUCUGGCCUCCAUCUUGCGCUCUUUCAACAUUGUCUCAUGUCAGACGAGGGACGAGCUAAAGCCACAUGGAGACCUUAUCCUCAGACCUGAGAAGGGCAUCUGGAUCACACUGCAAAGGAGACGCUGUUAAUGUGUAUCCAAGAUCAGGUUUUAAUGAACCUAUGAAAAUUUCAUGCAAAUGAAUGAGGUCUUUUUAAAUUAACUUUACUUACAAGCUCAGAAUUUGGUUUAUAAGGUUGUAAUGAUAAAAAAUAAUACCAAAUAAAAGAUAUAGGGUGUGCGCGUGUGUGUGUCUCAAGAAACGUCCCCAGUUGUCAUUAAUCAACAAAUCUGAACAAUUUUGUUGAAAAGUGAAAAACAACUAAACUUCCGGUCACAAAGUUUCCUUAGAUUUGUGAGAAGUCGUACUGUACAGCUGUAAUGUGUGUCUUCCUCCACAGGGAGGAAGUGCUGACAUGCAUUUACACACACAGAGUUUAUCAUGAGGAAGAUGAUCAGCAGUUGUGUUGGUCAUUAUUUCAGCACCAAACGUAUAGUUCACUCCUUCACAUCUGGCUGGAAACAAGUCACCAUUUUGAAGUGCAAACAGUCCUGUACAGCAUGCAUCAACAUUCCACAUCCGUAAUAUGUUGAGUGCUUAUAUGUGCUUUCAUAGUAAAUGAUGUGUGUUAGACUAGGGAGAGAGAACAGGAGGCCCCUAACCCUAACCCUGCCAUAAACGUUCCUGCCAUAAAUGUUCCUGCCAUUAUUGUUCCAUGUGCUAAAAGGAUGGGAACUUUAGGGGAACUUGCUGAGGUGACUGAGAGGUCACCUAGACACAAAUGCACGUACACACACACACACACACACCAGGCCACACAAGCACACAUCUAGGGUACAAAAGGGAAAGCUGAAUCACUAAACUUUGCCUCUUCACUGUGUAGACUUGACACUCUACACUGUAUGGAAGAUGCCUUUUGCUGCAGCAAAAUAAAAUUCCUUUUUUAAUUCUGUGCUUUUAACACCA